UGCAACACGCGAAUGGCGCUGUGGUACAUGAUUUGAACAAAUGGAAGAAACGGCAAACGAAAAGCCAGCAUAGUAGCAGACGUUGUCGGAUAAAUACUAAAAUAAUCAUUUCAGUUGAGCGUAAGGUAAAAUCCAUAUCAAGCAAAUCGUCAGGAUGGUGAAGCGCCUCAUGGAUAUGUGUUUGGGAUGCAUAGCCCAGAACCUUCACGUCAUCAGCAACGUCGGCAAACACCUCCCCACAUUGCACAAAGAGAAGAUACUCCAGUGGGUCGUGAAUCAUAAUAUGCUGACGACAGAAUACCUUCCACAUGUCACGUAUCAUCUCUUCUCUCCGGCACUGAGGUCCAUCUCGUUCGUUGAUUGUGAUCAGAUCACAGAUAAGCUUCUCAUACAGCUUGAUGACUGCAAGUGCGUUCUGGAGAGUAUCACGAUUGACGGGUGUAAAGUGACAGAUAUUGGUGUAACAGCCUUACUGAGCCAUCAGGAUGAACUGCAGACCCUGGUCUUGGAGAACAUAUCUGAGCUGACAGGGACAGGUUUAGAAGUCCUCAGGUCAAGGAAGUUAAAAGAUGUUCACUUCUCGGGCAUUCAAAUUACCAACGAAAGCCUAAUAGCACUUGUGACAAGAAAUCCAACAAUAUCAAGACUGGAUAUAGGUUGUUGCGGUAAGCUGACACAUGAAGUCAUCCCUGCAAUAGCAGUAACACUCGCAAAUGAACUUGAGAAUUUAAACCUUCAAAAGAUCCGCACAAUAGAGAAUAACGAUCUGGUUGUAUUAUCACAACAUUGCAAAAACUUAGAAGGGAUUGAUCUAUUUGGCUGUAGUGAAAUAACCAGUGCAGGGCUGAGGGCGCUGAGUAAAGAAUGCACCAAGCUCCAGCUUCUAGAUAUCUCCUUCUGCUACAGCCUCCUGCAAAGCUCCAGCAAGGAAUUCCUGACAGAGCUACCUCUAAGUCUCAAGACCCUUGUCCUGUCAGGGCUCCGGCUGGAUGGUGGAGAUAUCCAUACAGCGGUCUCAAGGUUACCAACGCUGGAGACUCUAAUACUCUGCGGGAAAAAUUUCAUUACUGAAGAACAUGCCAUAAAGAUUUUCGAGACGGUUGGGCCUCAGCUGAUAUGCUUGUGUAUAAGAGGCCACCGUCAGAUCAUAACCGAUGAUAUCCUGGGGCUUAUCGUCAAGAACUGUACAUCCUUAGAGAAGAUCCAUUUGGGAACACAUAUGAUGUUGACCGGUGAGUCGCUGAGGGUGCUGUUCAGAGAUCAGGAGAGAUCUAGAAACCUGACACAACUCAGGUUAUUUGGAUGCAAAUAUUUGAACCAUGAUAUCUUGCUAGAUAUGAGUAAAUCAUGCGUGAACCUGACCGAGCUUAACAUGGCGGGAGUCAAGUGCGUUGAUGACACCUUGCUCUUCUCCAUAGCAAACCACAUGCCUCAUCUGAAGCACAUCUCACUCGGGGCCUUUGUUGGUUUAGCUACUAAUCAGGUCACGGAUAACGGCGUUGUUGAACUGACAAGAUGCUGCCCUCUAGAGUCUAUCAGCCUUUCCGGAAUCCACAGCAUCACAGAUAAGAGUAUAUUUGCUCUCGCCAAUAACUGCCCUGAUCUCAAGAAUCUGUUUAUAGCAUGCUGCAGUAAGGUUACAACGCAAGCAACAAACUACCUGCAGGAUGUUUGUAAUGACAAGUUAUACGUCUACCAUCGCCUCCCCAAUGCUGAUCCAAAUCUUGUCAUGGCCAAGAAUCUCGACACUGGUGAAUUCUGUCGGGUCGAUCAGACAAAAUGGUCAAUGUGGUAACCAUAGCAACAAUAAUUUGUAUUUGAAUAUCUUUCUCAUGUCAUCAUCUAAAAAUAUUUGGUAAGUUCAUCAUUUGACAUAGCAUACUUAUAGUAACUGAAAUAGUGUAGAACUCGUCACACAAUAAUUCCUUAAUAUACUUGUAUAAUAUUUUAACCUGUAAAGUGGGCAAACCUCAUCGUCCCUUAAUGAUAGUUAUCAGAUUUCUCAUCCAUUGAGAAUCAAUUCAGAUAAUGUGGAAAUAUGAUAAAUAGUUUAAACAUUUUGAAAUGUAUUCAUUCAGGUAUAUGGUUAUAUGGUUAUUGCCUCAGAAUAAAAAUCUUGUUAAUUUGCGAAUUGAUAGCAGGGAUAUUUCAUUCAGAUAAGAUAUGGCACACAACGACAAUCCUACUCAUGCUAUUUGAGUAAUUAAGGGUGAAGGCCAUACAAAGAAAAGUGACAUUUUUGGAACUGUUUAAAUAUUGAGAUUAAUUGCAAACAGUACCACAUAAUCUAGAAUAGUUUUAUACUUUGAUCUCACCGGGAUAGCAGCUGCAAAAUCAUGUGUGCUGUAAAUAAUUACAUGUUUCGUGUAUUUUUAUAAACGCUGGUGGACUGGACUGAAAUUUGAUUCAGGAAUUCCUAUGCGACAUGCCCACUUUAAGAUACAUAUCAACCAACCCUCAGAUAAAAUAGACUGGCCCUCAAGCCUAAAACUUGAAAACUUCAGAAACUUCCCUGGUCCACUAUACCCCUGUGCUUAACAUAUGGACAAUGAUGGUAUAUUAAUAGUAUAUUAUAGAGAAAUAAUUGUAUUAGUCAUUAUUCACAAAUGGAUAUAUAAUUAGAUGAUCAUAUUUUUGUCAAUUAGAAUCAUUACUGCCAUCUUGGAAAUGCUUCCACAUGUUUAUGUGCCUCAGGGUAGAUAAUCAAAACUCCAUUUGUCAGAAAAAGGUUACAUCUCCACUCCAAAAUAGAGUGAAAUUGCCCUUACUCCUAAACCUAGGAAUUGGUUUCAUUUGUGGAAAAGGGUCCACUUAAUGUACCUCAAUGUCCCAUGUUUAUACACUCUUUGUGGCAUUAUUCCAGAACAUGUUGAUAUUUGAUAUUAGAAUUUGAUACAUCUAGAACUAAUGGAGAACCUUAUAAACAUUUCUGUUAAGUGCAAUUUCUCUUUUUAAUAAAAGUGAAGAGCAUCAUUUUCAUUCCUUGUACUUCAUCUUCUUUUAAAUGGUUGUUACUUUAUCAAAUAUACAUUCAUAGUUUGUCAAGUGAAUAUUAUUGUAAUUGCAUACACCCAUUUAUAUGGAUUGCUAACAUUCUUAUCGUUAUAUCAAUUAAUAUAAGAUUUUAGGAUCACACACAUGUACCGUAGUCAAGAAUCACAGGUCAAUUUACAUGGAAAUGAAUGUACUUUAUGUGAGUGAGUGCAGUAUAUACAUGGCCCCUGUCUCGACCUUGUUCAAAAUGAAUUACUAUUUUAUGAUCCUAUUUGAUUGACAUGUAGAAGCCACAAUUUCUUGUUCUGCUUUGCAUUUAAUGCAAAGGAUAUGUCUUUAAAGAGAAGAUGCAAGGAAUAUUUUUGCUAUCAUAUGUAUUUGUGCAUUUAAUGCCUAAAUUUUGAGUUAGUGAAUGACUUUGAAACAAUGUGGUCAGCAAUUCGUUCAUGUAUAGUAAUUUCAUCUACUAGUCUUGUUAACAAAUAUAUUUGCUCUAAGUUGAUGUUAUAUGUUGAUGGCCCAUUCAGAGGUCUCUUAGGAGAAUAUAUUUAGUACUCUCGACUACAUGUAUUAGGAAUUCCCCUGAUAAUGCCCUUCGACCAAGCUAUAGCCAUUUCAUAUCUUGACAUAAAGUAGUGCUUACAUGCUUCCUUUUGCUAUCUCUCAAAUGUGUCUUGGCAUAAGCAUGUAUGUAUAAAGAUUUCAUAUGUAUUUGCCAAGGUUUCUAUAACCAUGUAUGUAUCUGGCAUCGCGUACUUAAAAGCCAAUUAAUGGUUUUAUCUGCCCUAAAAGGUUUGUCAUUAGAUUUCUUUCAUUUUGAUUUUCGUUGAUAAAUAGCAAAAUCUAUUAAUUUUAAGCUCAUAUAAAGAUUUUUUCUUCUUCAAGUGGAAUAUGAUACUAAUGAGAGGUGAAAAGUAAUGUAUAGCCGAUACAGGACAUUAGUUCUAACAUGCAACCGAUUUAUGUAAACUUAAACAAGCUUUGCGUGCAUGAUGUUUAGAAACCUCUGUUAGCUUGCCGUUGAAACAUUUGUAAUUCCAUUUUCCUAUUUUCUAUAAAUUUCAUAUUAUGAUAUAGACCUUAAGUUAUAACACAAGUGAAACCCUCAAUAUUAUAUAAUGCUUAUUAAUCAUUGAUGGUGAUGAUUUUGGUGAUGAUAAUGAUGCAAUGACGACGUAUAUUACAGAAUCAUUGAAUGAUUUCUACAUUCUGCACACAGAUAAACAAGACUUUGUACUGAUUUUAUAUAUUGAAAUGUGUAUUUUAUAUACAAAUUUUAUUAAUACGUGUUGUAAGAAUUAGUUUAUGAACUUUUCUUUUGUUUUUUUCAGCUUUAACUUUAACAGUAUUAUGAGUUGUGUAUGUAGAAACCAUUAGCAAGGUAUAACUUUGCAUGUAUUAUAGUCUUUCAUGGAUAAAAUAAAUCAUAUUCUAUAGCAUAUUG
This is a messenger RNA of Strongylocentrotus purpuratus (purple sea urchin), 4438 nucleotides long. Its product is annotated as F-box/LRR-repeat protein 2-like. Gene Ontology annotation, cellular component: SCF ubiquitin ligase complex. The transcript is spliced from 11 exons. Gene Ontology annotation, biological process: SCF-dependent proteasomal ubiquitin-dependent protein catabolic process. The record is from RefSeq and is a predicted model, not a curated record. Bases 155 to 1795 code for a protein of 546 amino acids. NCBI's taxonomy places the organism in Eukaryota, Metazoa, Echinodermata, Echinoidea, Camarodonta, Strongylocentrotidae.